Messenger RNA from Alligator sinensis (Chinese alligator), 4501 nucleotides. RefSeq names its product MAP3K7 C-terminal like (gene MAP3K7CL). The coding region runs from base 515 to 943 and encodes 142 amino acids. The record is from RefSeq and is a predicted model, not a curated record. Gene Ontology annotation, cellular component: nucleus; cytosol. The transcript is spliced from 6 exons. NCBI's taxonomy places the organism in Eukaryota, Metazoa, Chordata, Crocodylia, Alligatoridae.
GCUUAAUAAUGUCUCUGACAGAAGGAUUUUUUUCUUUCCUGAAGCAUGACAACAUCAUAAUCCCCCAUUGUUGGAAAGGAAAGGAAGGGAGAGUGGAAUUGUGAAGACAAGCGGAAAAGGGUGGUCUUUUGGGGCAGCAAAGCCUAUGGGAAGUGCAGGUAGCAGCAUGUUGCCCUAACAGCUGUCUCAGCUUCUCAGACCUUGUCAGUUUGUUGCUAUGCAGCAGGUGCAGCCUUUUCUUUUAUUGAAUCUUUACUCCAUAAAGGCAACGACAAGCCAAGGCAGUGGCUGGCCCUGGAUUAUACAAGUGCAGACACUCCACUAAGUGAGGGAUCUACCUCAUUAAAACCACCAUUUGGAGUUGGCAGUCUCAGAAGAAAAGCCAAGGACAGAGUAAAGCCCCGAUCCUGCAAUCAAACCCAUGUGGGCAGACUCUUCCAUUCGCACGGAGUCCCACUGACCAAUCGCCACCAAGCUGGAACACACAGGUAAAAACUUAGGCUCAAGUGCCCACAUGAUCACCACAGCAAGGGUACCUGCUGAUAAGCCAGUCCGCAUCGCCUUCAGUCUAAAUGACUCCCCAGAUGAUGCUCCCCCUGAAAGCACCUUUCCAUUGGCAUUUCCUGACCUAGAUCAGCAGCUUCAGCCCCUGCCACCUUGCCAUGACUCUAAGGAAUCUAUGCAGGUGUAUAAACAGCACUGCAAAAUAGCAGAAGAAUACCAUGAAGUCAAAAAGGAAAUUGCACUGCUAGAAGAAAGGAAAAAAGAGUUGAUUGCCAGACUGGAACAAACGGAAAAGGAGAGCAUGGAUGCUGCUCAGCUGGCUGAGGAGUAUGCAGCACUGACAGAAGAGAAUCAGACAUUGAAGCUGGCCCAGACACAGUGUGUAGAACAACUGGAAAAGCUUAGAAUACAGUACCAAAAGAGACAGGGAUCUUCAUAACUCUCAGCUACCUAUUACGGGGCAGUGAAAUCCAGUGUUUGUUUUGUGCUGGCCAGGAGGUUUAAAAAAAGGUUCUCUUUAAUAUGCUGUAAUACUUUACUACAAAUACAGAAUAUGUAAAAGUCUAUAUUUAAUUUAAUGUUUGCCAGCCAGUAGCUUACUAUAAUGGAUAUUUUAUUCAUUAUAUAAUGGCUAUUUUAUUUCAAGUAACAUAACUGAAGUAUAUCUAUCCCCAUUAUAUGUUCUAGUAGAUCAGAUUUCUUUUCUAAAGAUAUUCUUUUAAUUUAAGAAAAUAUAGACACACUAGAAACUGAUAUAAAUAGUCUCUGUGUUAGGAGUUGGACCAUACUAUGUCAUACACAAGGGGCAGUGUUAAUCUAUGGAACGCUGUGACAUGUGUUUUAAUUUUAGUUUUGGGGGGUUAUUGUUAUUUUUUCAUGCCUGAAGGGUUUGGAAAUUAUCCUAAAUGUAACCUCCUGGUUCUGGGUAAAAACUAUGUCCUUAUUAAUUGGCACUGUGACAGCAGCUUUGGUUUUGGUAGUGAAGUCCAAGAGAUUGCACAUUAAAGAAAAAGUAGCUUAAAAAAAUAAUUUUGAUCAAAUAAGCACAUUGCCAGUAAUAAUUUACAAGUUAUGAAAUGGAAAGGAAACAGAUGAAAUCAAGUUUUCCUUCCUCCACUGUAUGGUUUGCUAGAGAUUCUUUUCUAUUUAAAAGUCACUUGUACUUUUUGGCAUGCAAGAAAUGUAAAAAUAAUGUAUGGACACUACAGUGGUGAAUAAAUAAGACUUUAUGGUUUUAACUGUGAAUACUUCAGUAAAACUAUAUUUUGUAGGCUGUUUUGGAGCAUAAAUGACUGAGUAGGGACUGAGCAGUUAAAUGGUAUACAGAUAACUGGGAGUGAAAAUGACUGUUUUCCUUGCUCUAUUUAUCACUGUAUUUUCCUAAAUCAAUUUAAGAGUCUUUGUUAUACUUCCAUUUCUAUUCAUAUGGUAUUUUUUUCAUUAAAAGUGAAUAUACAAAACUUAAUUAGCCCUUGCUGUGUUUCUGCUUUAUCCAAAGGACAGUGUGUCACAUUUUUGUGAGAUUAGAAUUAGACACAAACUUAAUGCUAAUGUGCCAGUAAGGUUAUGUUCAUAAUUCUCAAAAGUCAAGAAUAGCGGAAGUUAAGACUUGCACUGUCAGCAUAAAUUUGAAUCUCCUUGCUCAUCUAGGAUCCAGGUUUUUAAAGAGAGUAAUCUAGACAACUCCCAUUUAAGUCCCAUGGCACCAAAUUACAACUUGGUUAGUUCACCAAACACAAGAUGUUCCUUUACAUCCCUUCAUUGGCUAACCAUUUCAUAGGUAAGAGGGCAAACAGGGUGCACUUGGAUGCUACUACCCCUGCCCUGAGAAGAGGAGCAGGAUAAAGCAGGGAAUGGGGGGAGUUUUACCCCUAUCCUCCCCUCAGCACACUAGAUCACACAAUACAUUGUACUUGGUCUGUACCUGGCACAGUUCAAUCCCUUCCCAGAGCAGCAGGGAAACAGGAAAGGAAAUUGUGACUCGCUGAAUCAUGGUUUUUCAUCUGGACGUUCCUUUAAAACAAACCAUUAUCUCACAAUUGUAACAUGUACCAACCUUACAGCAGCAGGGGCUAACCUGUCUGGCCCCUACAAAUUUGGCUUGCACCCUCCCCACAUGCCACUUUGAUUUCCUUUCCCUGCUGGGUCUGCUGCUCAGCUUUCUGCUUCUUGCUCUGUGCUCUUUGACUAAGCUGCUGCUCUGCUUUCUGCUUCCAGCACUGUGUUUUCUGCCUGAUCUGAUGCUGUGCUCUGAUGCAGCCCAGAAACUAUCGUGGCAUAUGUUUAGCAAUGUAGAUCUAUCUUGCUCAAGUACCUGAAAAAAACAAUGCUGAACCUACUUUUGUAACAUGGUAUCAUCUUAGCCUGAAGACUAAACCACAGAAAGAAGAGAGCAUUAGGGGGACCCACCCACCUUUUGCAUUAACAUUUUCAAGGACAUGAGCACAGAAGACUAGGUCCUGGCUUAGGCACCUACUAGGUGGAAUAGGAUCUGGUUUAUAUGAAUGACAAAAGAUACUCCACACAUGAAAUAUGCCUAAUUUAAAAAUCUAGUGCCAAAUUCUAGGCUGGCAUUCAUUUAUCUUUUACAGUCUUGUCUGCACUGAGGUUACACUCAAAAAUGAACAAUUCAGUUAUUCUUUAAUGAUUUAAUUUACUUGUUUCAGAAAACAAGGGGAAAAACAUUUCAAACUUAAUAAUUAAGGCUUAUAAAACAAACAAGAGGGUUUACAUGUUUCCCUGCUGACUUUGAAAGUAACUAGUGUCUUUAUUAAAUACAGUUGUAUAUUUCCACAUUAGUUCCGUCAAGAAUUUAAACUACUCCGUAACUCCACAAAAAUUUAGCAGCACAAAACCACAAAUAGAAAUCCAUUAUCCAACUUCAAAUUCUUUUAUACAGUAAUCUUAAACUCAGUGGAAAUUGUCCAAAUAUACAAAAACUGACUUCUGUUUCUUAACUCAGUUGGUUAUGCUUAUGUGUAAACUGGCCUUCCAGCAAAUCCUUAUCCACCUAAAAAGUUUCACUUCUAAAAUGCAGCCAUACAUAUUAGGCAUACGACAUGCAAAAUAGCCUCAUGUCAGACUCUCAUAAAAAAGACCUGGGGGAGAGCCAAAGUCAGGCAGAAAAGUCUUGAGGCCUUCGGACCUCAGUUUCUGACAUUUGGGUUUGGUGUGGUUAGGAAAUAUGGCUCCCUAAGUCAGUGGGAACCAAACUUUUUGGCAGGCAUGACACAAAUUAGCCCCGUAGCCCCACCUAGUGCCACUCUGACCCACUUCCUCUGCCCAAUCUUCUGCUCUGCUUUCUGCUGCCUGCCUAGUAUUCCCUACCUGAUCUGAUGGUCUGCUUUCUGCUCAGUUUGCCAUUGUACUGCCUGUUCCUUCCCUGGUCUGCCAUAUGCCAUACACGGCACAUCUACACAACGUGCUUUACUGUGCAGUAGAUUAGUCCACUGUGCAGUAAAGCAUCACUAUCUAUGUGUGUGCGGCAUUUAGUAUGCGAUAAAUUAGUUUACUACAGAGUUGCACUUGUGUAGAUGCUGAGCAGGAGCAAAUUUGCUGCCAGUCAGCCACAUCAGCAAGGGGCCACCCAAGACGGGAGGACGGGGAGUGGAGAGUUUUCUAUCCCUGGUCCUGGUGUUGCCCAGCUCCUGGCUCCCCCUGAUCAGCACUAGGACAAGGUCACUCUCUGUCCCCCCCAUCCCAGCAUUGUGCGGUUCCUAACUCCCCAUAGGAGACAGGAGCUAAACAGCACUGGGACUGGAGAGCUCUCUGCUUCCCCAUUCAGCUGGGGGCUGACCAGCAACUGUCCUGCAUGUGGAACAGCUGCUGGCAAGCCCCCUGGCAGGCAGAGAUACCCCAUCCAGCAGGGCACUCGCUGGCAGUUGCCCCAGUAGUAUAGCUCCCGAUGAGCCCCUUGUUGGGGGAGGAUGCCCUGCUGGGCACAGUUCUGGCUGGCAGCUCUGUGUCCCAACAUGCAUGGGGCUGGGAGAGCUCUGCU